Molecule: messenger RNA, 1380 nt
Organism: Raphanus sativus (radish)
Lineage: Eukaryota; Viridiplantae; Streptophyta; Magnoliopsida; Brassicales; Brassicaceae
Exons: 3
Coding region: 53-1267 (404 amino acids)
Source: RefSeq, a predicted model, not a curated record
AGAUCGAUAGAUACCCACAUAGUUAAACAGCAGAGAAAUAGCAAGGAGGAAGAUGAAUAGGGUCGAUGAAGAGCGGUGGGACUGGAGAAGAGGAAUAAAUGGUUUGUUUUGGAUAGAGCGUUUGUUUCUCUGUCUAGUUUUCGUCUUUCCCACAUACGUCUUUCACCUCAUCGUCCCUAUCAUUCUCCCCACUACUCUUAUGGCUUUACCCAUCUACUUAUUCUUGAUCCCUAAUCUCUCUUCCGUUGGACCCUCUGGUAUUGGAGGAUUCUGGUUGUUUUUAUUGGAUCGUUCCACUUUUUACUUAGGCCUUGAGUAUUUUAACCUGUUGGCUGACGGCUCUAAGUCCACCUUCCUUUGGCGUCUCAACCUUUCCCUCUCCGUCGUGAUCCACUCCAUCUACGUCGCCGACCACUUCCUUAGAUCUCAUCAAGCAGUACUACCUCCUCCUCAAUCUCAGAAUGUUGUGACUCCGAUUUUCUCCGAUGAAGGUGAUGUGAACAAGGACGUGGAGAAGGUGAAGGAGUUAGUGGAAGAUGGGAAGAAGAUGAUGACAUCUAUGGAGCACAUGAUCCACUCUUUUCUCGAAACUCUUAGAAAAGAUUGGAGAGAGUUUCGUGAUGAUGAGAAGAAGGAGAUGAACAUACAACAAGUGGAUGUUGUGGAGCAAAUGGUCUGCUCAAAGAUGGAAACUCUGAAAGACAACGUUCGCCUCAACGUUGAUGAGAUCUGGACAGGUCUCCUAGAUGACCUGAGAUCUAUAGUCGCCGAAGAUAUCAAAGCUUUGAGACAAGACAGCGGCGAGUAUGUGAAAUCUGUCACCGACCAACUCGACAAGACCUACCUUGCCAUCCAAGAAACAGCCAAAGAAGCAAUGACUACAGCCGACAAGGCCCAAGAGACGUACCUUGCCAUCAAAGAAACCUCCAAAGAAGCGAAGACUACAGCCGAUAAGGCCCUCGAGACCUUCCUUGCCGUCCAAGAAACCUACAAAGAAGCGAAGACUACAGCCGACAAGGCCCUCGAGACCUACCUUGUCUUCCAAGAAGGCCAAAACAAGAGACGGAUGAUAAGAGGGGAGGAUGUAGAGGGGUUUGUCGAGCUGAAGGAGCAAGUGCGACGAAUGUCGGUGGAAGCGGAGAUUGCAGCGGAGGAGCAGGCUCGUGCUACGGGAGAGUUGGUGGAUGCACGGAUUCAGCAAUGGGAGGAGGACAAUGCCGAUUAUCUUGCCUCCCUCCCGCUCUUGUAUUGCAAUAAGCAUAACUAAUAUUAUAUGAUUUGAUUUCAUCGUCUCUUUCCUUUCUUGGUUUUUAUGGAGCUUGUUGGUUAGAUUUUAGUAACUAAAAUAAUUUUAUUAUUGCUUCUGAUAAUAUUUUUGAA